Messenger RNA from Syngnathus acus (greater pipefish), 3413 nucleotides. RefSeq names its product microsomal triglyceride transfer protein (gene mttp). The transcript has 18 exons. NCBI's taxonomy places the organism in Eukaryota, Metazoa, Chordata, Actinopteri, Syngnathiformes, Syngnathidae. The coding region runs from base 97 to 2757 and encodes 886 amino acids. Gene Ontology annotation, cellular component: Golgi apparatus; endoplasmic reticulum; basolateral plasma membrane. The record is from RefSeq and is a predicted model, not a curated record. Gene Ontology annotation, biological process: lipoprotein metabolic process; cholesterol homeostasis; lipid transport. Gene Ontology annotation, molecular function: lipid binding.
CUUUCUUUUCCUCUUUUUGGCCCUGUAGUGCCAACCCGCACACACAGACACUUUUGUGUGUCAGUUUCAUCCAUUUGGCUGCAGAGAGAACACACAAUGUUAACUGUUGCUGUGUUCUUGCUUUGCACAGCCUCCUGUGUCGCAACGCCAAAUGCCACUGGUGGUGCUGUAGGACCCCAGCUGAAUAACAACCAGCUGUACAAAUUCAGCUACACCACCGAGGUGCUGUUGAACAGGGCCAAGGGGUCAAAAGUGGGCGGCGCCGGUUACAAGAUCUCCAGUGAUGUGGAUGUCAAUCUGGUGUGGAGAGAUCCAAGCAACAAGGAUGAGCAAUUGAUCCAGCUGAAGAUCUCCAACGUGCGAGCGGACCCGUUGUCCCAUCGAUCUGAGAAGAAAAAUGUCCUCCAUGGAACCACCGUUGAAAGUCUAAUGGGCAAAACCAAAUUGGCAGCCCUGACAAAGCCUUUCUUUGUGCACUUGAGAAAUGGAAAGGUUAAAGCGUUUUAUUCCUACUGGGCGGAGCCAGGCCUCAUCAAAAACCUCAAACGAGGGGUGUCCAGUUUACUGCAACUGCAGCUCAAUACAGGAAAAGUUAUUGAGAAUGAUGUGUCUGGAAGGUGCACGGUUACAUACAAGGUGGAAAACAACCAAGUGACAAGGACAAAGUUGCUGGAGUCAUGUAAAACUGCAGAGACUGGAUUCACCACACACAGCCAGGUUAUGGGCGUGACCCGGAAAUCUAGCUCCGUCACGGUGUUCACUCUUGAGGAUGGUUUUAUCCGCUCAGCCGUGGCUGAAGAAAAUCACUGGAUGAUUGUCAACGUCCACCGAUCUUCGGCUGCCAAAGUUGUGUCCAGGCAAAGCUUCACACUAGUAGGGACAGAAGCUGGACCCCUAGAGACCGCUGGAAAAGAUGCGGCCGCGGUUGUCAAGUCUAUCGAUGCCAAGAUAGCAGCUGUUGGCAUCAAAGCGGAGAAGCUCAAAGCUCAGUGCAAGACUUGUCCAUCACUCUUUGAACAGUGGCAGGUUCUACAAAAGAAACUGGAGCCGGGAACUUUGUCCAAGGCCACGGCCCCUCGCAGCUUCCUGGCGCUUAUUCAGAGCAUCAGGAAGUCAAGCAAAGAUGAUAUCCUCAAAGUGCUAAAGAGUUCCAGCAAGACCACUCUUCCUCAGUUGGUGGAUGCUGUCACUUCCUCCCAAACGACAGCAUCUUUGGAUGCCAUGCUUGAAUUCCUCAACUUCACGGAUGCCAAAGGUAUGGUUCUGCAGGAGAGGUUCCUUUAUGCCUGUGGAUUCGCUUCACAUCCUAAUGAGAGGAUGCUACAGACGCUGCUGGACAUUUCUAAAGGAAAGAUUGGCAGCCCUGAUAUCAAGGAGUCCGUGGUGAUUAUUAUGGGAGCCCUGGUCCACAAACUGUGUCAGAAAGGAGGAUGUAACUUACCGACAGUCGUUGAGGUCAAGAAGAUGAUUCUGGAGGGGCCAGACAGCACUCAAGAAGAGUCCCAGGUCCAGAUGUUCCUUCUGGCUCUAAAAAACUCUCUAGUCCCUGAGGCCAUUCCCAUCUUCACCAAAUACACAGAGUCAGAAGUGGGUGCAUACAGCACCAUCGCACUCACCAGCCUGCAGAGAUAUGACAUCGGCCUCAUAACUGAUGAGGUCAAAAAGACAGUGAACAGAAUUUACCACCAGAAUCGACGGAUUUAUGAGAAAAACGUGCGCGCUGCCGCUGCGGAUGUCAUCCUCAGUAGCAAGCCUUCGUACAUGGAGAUCAAGAAUCUCCUAUUGUCCAUCGGACACCUGCCACACGAGAUGAACAAAUACAUGUUGUCUAAGGUCCAGGACAUCCUCCGCUUCCACAUGCCUGCCAGCAAUGUUUUGAGGGAAGUUAUGCGGGAUAUGAUUUCACACAACUAUGACCGAUUUUCAAAAGUCGGGUCCUCAUCUGCAUUCUCGGGAUUCAUGGCACAAUCUGCUGAUGUCACCUCCACAUACAGUUUGGACAUUUUGUACUCCGGCUCUGGAAUCCUGAGAAGAAGCAACAUGAAUAUUUAUGGUGCUAGUAAAGGAGCAGUGCUACAUGGACUACAGGUUGCGAUUGAGGCGCAGGGUUUGGAGUCCCUUAUCGCCGCCACGCCAGAUGAGGGCGAGGGAGACUUGGAGUCAUUCGCCGGGAUGUCGGCUCUGCUGUUUGAUGUGCAGCUAAGACCUGUCACCUUCUUCAAGGGUUAUAGCGACCUCAUGUCCAAAAUGUUCUCCAUGACUGGGGAACCCAUGAAUGUGGUGAAAGGUCUCAUUCUGCUGACUGAUCAUUCUGAGGUCAUUCAGUUGCAGUCGGGUCUGAAGGCAAGUGCAGAGUUCCAAGGAGGGUUAGCUAUCGACAUCUCUGGUGGCAUGGAGAUCAGUUUGUGGUACAGAGAGUCCAAAACCAGCGUAAAUAACAGGGGAGCAUUAGUGGUCUCUGGUAAUGUUACAGUAGACAUGGACUUCAUGAGCGCCGGUUUGGAGGUCAGCUUUGAAACAGAGGCCUCCCUCGACUUCAUCACAACUGUCCAGUUCUCUGAGUAUCCUUUCCUGGUGUGCAUGCAGAUGGACAAAAGCACCUUUCCUGUCAGCGAGCACGUAAAGAAAUACGAGAGCCUGUCAUCAGGGAAAAGCGUAGUGUCACAAAAGAGCAAGAAGCUGCUUAUCCCCGGCUCCGAAUUCCCGCUCCACCAGGAAAACUCAAACAUGUGCAAGAAGGUUUUUCACUCCAGCUAGUAGAGGAGAAAGCAGUAACUCCCAGGAGAAAACUUGCAUGUUUGGGGCAUUUUAUAUUUCUCCUCUGUGAGGCUUGGGUGCAUUUCAUCAAAUAUAUGUCGCAUCACACCUCAGCAUCAUGCCGCGAAACACCUAAAGAGACAAACGUGGUGAAUGUGUUUUUUGCGUACGCAAUGUUUACAUUCCUGUGAGUGAGUAUUUAAAUAAUCUGAUGUUUUGUUUGCAACUGGAAGUUCUUUUGUUGUCAUGUUAUGGGCUUUAUUUGAAAAUAUAUUUAUGUUGGGCACGUAACAAUACAGUUUAAAAAGGGGUUGCAAAUGUAAUUUUUAGAUCAAUUGCCUCAAAAAUCUUAUUUUAGUAAAUGUCUUUACCAAUAAGGGGCAACUUGUAUCACCCUUUCACAUUUAAAUAUCACAUUAUUCACCAUUAAGGUGUUUUACACGGUACGUGCAAGAUCUGGGGUUAAAAAAAGUCUUUUAAAUGUCUUUGUAUAAUUGUUUUGUAAUUUUUUCUUUCAAGCUAAAACGACCUUCUUUGGAGAUCACUUUCGGAUCGGAUGGGUAAAAGCAUACACUGGCAACUCCAUUUCUGUUGACAUACUGCAUAUUUAGAUUUGGAAAAAAUUAAUAAAAAUAAAAACACUCUACAUGUUCUUA